AUGGAAUCGUUGGAGCGGUGGAUGCGGAUAGGCGGCAGCAGGGCGCCAAGUAACGUGGUCGGUGAAGUGGUAGCCGGCGUAGGAGCGGGCGGAACAACCGUCGGCCAGGCGCCAACGCUGGUGUCCGCCGCCGCCGCUGCCGCCGCCGCCACCGCAGCAGCAGCAGCAGCCGCCGCUGCCGCACAGCCGUCACCCGGUGUCGCGGCGCUUGUCCGAAAGGGUCGGCGCCAUCUGAGCGCUACGUUCUGCCUGGCCGGUGACACCAUGGAAGGCAUCAUACAGUGCCUGGUCUUCCUCAAGGCGUUUUCGUUAGUUGGCGGUGAAUUCGACAUGGAAUUAAACUUUAUCAUACAAGACGCGCAAAACAUCAGACAUAUGUUGGAACUUUUAGACCAUUGUCCUCCAAACUUACAGGCUGAAAUAUGGAGCGUUUUUAUUGCAAUACUAAGAAAGUCCGUAAGAAAUUUACAAGCAUGCACUGAUGUUGGACUAAUUGAGUUAGUCGUAAAUAGGCUAGCAUGUGCCGACACCGUCGUAGCAGAUCUUUUAAUCGACAUGCUUGGAGUUCUUGCCAGUUUUAGUAUAACUGUAAAAGAAUUGAAAUUAUUAUUAGGAUCAAUGAAAGCCAUAAACGGAAAAUGGCCAAAACACUCCACAAAGCUUUUGAACGUUUUGAGACAGAUGCCACAAAGGAAUGGCCCCGAUGUCUUCUUUAGUUUCCCGGGAAAAAAAGGAUCGGCUAUUGUUUUGCCUCCGCUAGCGAAAUGGCCUUAUGAGAAUGGUUUUACGUUUUGUACGUGGUUCCGUCUAGAUCCCAUCAACUCGGUGAACAUCGAACGUGAAAAGCCAUAUUUAUACUGUUUCAAAACGAGUAAAGGUGUAGGGUAUUCCGCCCAUUUUGUGGGAAACUGUCUGGUGUUGACCUCGAUGAAGAUUAAAGGCAAAGGGUUUCAACACUGUGUGAAAUAUGAAUUUCAACCCCGAAAGUGGUACAUGAUAGCAAUAGUAUACAUUUAUAACCGGUGGACUAAAAGCGAAAUCAAGUGCGUUGUCAACGGUCAACUAGCGUCGAGUACAGAAAUGGCUUGGUUCGUUUCUGCCAACGAACCUUUCGAUAAAUGCUAUAUUGGGGCGACGCCAGAACUGGACGAAGACCGCGUGUUUUGUGGUCAAAUGUCGGCCAUUUAUUUGUUUAGCGAAGCUUUAACAACUCACCAAAUAUGUGCCAUACAUAGAUUGGGUCCAGGAUAUAAAUGUCAAUUUCGUUUUGACAAUGAAUGUCAUUUAAGUCUACCAGAGAAUCAUAAAAGGGUGAGUGAUUUUAAGAGUUUGAGCCAAACCCAGAAUUCAGAUUUUUCUCGCAUGUCCCAGCACGCUGUUGAUAGUUCUGUUUUAUAUGAUGGUAAAUUAUCUAAUGCCAUAGUGUUCAUGUAUAAUCCUGUUGCCACUGAUGGUCAGUUAUGUUUACAAUCAACUCCUAAAGGAAAUGCAUCGUAUUUUGUACACACUCCACAUGCACUCAUGUUACAGGAUGUGAAGGCUGUUAUCACGCACUCCAUACACAGUACCCUAAAUUCUGUUGGUGGAAUACAGGUGCUAUUUCCAUUAUUUGCUCAACUUGAUUUGUCCGCAGAGCCUAUGGAUAAAAAAGACGCUUCUAUAUGUUGGAAAUUAUUGGGUUUCAUUUGUGAUAUGGUUGAAACAUCUCAGACCGUACAGCAGCAUAUGAUCCAAAAUCGAGGAUUUCUAGUCAUCAGCUAUAUGCUACAAAGAUCAUCUAGAGACCAUUUGACGCUGGAAGUGUUAGGUUCAUUUCUUCGGCUAACCAAACAUCUGGUCACUUGUCUCACUCCCAACAAUGAGUUGCUAUUAAAACAGAUCCUAGAUCACAUACUUUUCAAUCCUGGCCUUUGGAUAUACACGCCGACCCAUGUACAAACCAGGCUAUAUACGUAUCUAGCGACUGAGUUUCUCUCAGAUACCCAAAUCUACUCGAACGUACGGAGAGUGUCUACCGUGCUACAAACCGUACACACGCUUAAAUAUUACUACUGGGUAGUGAAUCCGAGGAAUAAGAGCGGCAUUGUACCAAAAGGACUCGACGGUCCUAGACCAGCUCAGAAAGACAUAUUGAUCAUUCGUGGUUACAUUUUACUGUUCCUCAAGCAGUUAAUGAUGCUAGGAGUAGGUUUAAAAGAAGACGAACUCCAGAGUAUUAUUAAUUACCUGACGACUGUUUGCGAAGAUGAAAAUCUGCACGAUGUACUUCAAACACUAAUGUCACUCAUGUCUGAACAACCAGCAUCUAUGAUACCGGCUUUUGACGUGAAACACGGUGUGCGGUGUGUGUUCAAAUUGGUUGCAUCCGAAAGCCAAUUAAUUAGACUUCAAGCAUUAAAGCUCUUAGGAUUCUUCUUGAGCCGCAGUACACACAAAAGAAAAUACGACGUAAUGAGUCCUUAUAAUUUAUACACUUUGCUGUCGGAGCGAUUAAUGUUGCAUGAAGAAACUAUUACACUACCAACUUACAAUGUUCUCUACGAGAUAUUAACUGAACGCAUUAGCCAACAAAUACUUUACACUAGACAUCCGGAGCCCGAUAGUAACUGCAGAUUAGAAAACCCAAUGAUUCUUAAAGUAGUUGCUACUCUUAUUCGCCAAGCCAAGCCAUCGGAACAAUUGUUAGAAGUAAAGAAAUUAUUUUUGUCUGAUAUGACAAUACUUUGUAGCAAUAAUCGUGAAAAUAGAAGGACCGUACUACAAAUGUCUGUUUGGCAAGAAUGGCUCAUUGCAAUGGCUUAUAUCCAUCCAAGAACAUGUGAAGAGCAAAAAGUAUCUGACAUGGUAUAUAAUUUAUUCACUAUGCUACUCCAUCAUGCUAUCAAACAUGAAUAUGGUGGUUGGCGAGUCUGGGUUGAUACUUUAGCAAUUGUUCACUCAAAGGUUUCAUUUGAAGAAUUCAAACUUCAGUUUGCCUUAAUGUACGAACACUAUGAACGUCAGCGUAGUGACAACAUAACAGAUCCACGUCUACGUCAGCAGCGACCAAUAAGUACUAUAUCUGGUUGGGAAAAUCAACCUCCAGCACCUCCUAUAAAUCAUUCUCCAACCGAAACACCUGAAUCUGUUAUUAGCACACCUGUAAAAGAUAUUCAAGGCCUAAUAAAUGACGAAAAAAACUGUGAAGUGGAUUUACCAAAAGUCAAUACAAUUACAAUCAUAGAUAGUGAAACCAAAAAUCAAGAACCGAUUAAUGAAAAUGAAAAUGUAAAAAAGGAGACACCUACGGUUAAUGAAGAAGAAGAUGAACUUGCGAAAACCCAGAAUAAUGAACAAGAAACAUUAAGAGAAACUAUAAAUAAUGACAGUAGUACUUCAAUAGAAAUUAAAAACAAAAAUCAAGAUGUAUUAAAAUCGGUUGAAAACAAACUUGAAAAUAAUUUGAUAGAAAAACCAAAUCACGAUUCAUAUUCAUCUGAAGAGAUCAAAAUUAAAGACAUAGAAUUAACUAAUAAAAUUGUAGUUAAUAAUGACUUGGAAGAAACUAAGGAAAAUAAUAUAAGUGUAAUAGAUUCACCCAAUAAAAAUGAAAAUUAUGUUAUAGACCAAAUCAAAGAAAUAAAAAAUGAUGACUUAUCUACAACAAUAUCUGUUAAAAAUGAGCAUAUAAUAAAUUUAAACUUAUCUGAAGAAAUUAAGAUAUUGGAUGAUGCUGUAAAAAAAAGUAUUCACCUAGAUGAUUCAGCAACUGAAAAAUAUUUACAAAUUAACGGUGAAUUACCUUUUGUAAAUGAUGAAAAUAUUAUACAUCAUUUCACUGAAACUAUCAAAAAUCAUGUGUUACCUAAUAGUGAUGAUAUAGAUACAAAAGAUAUUGAAAUACAGAAUAAUUUAAAUACUUUUUUGAGUGAAGACCUUAAAGUCAAUGUUACAGAAAAAGUAAAUGAUGUCACAGUGCCAUUAAUAACUGAUUCUAACAUCAAUGAUGUCACAAAAGAAAAAAAAAAUGAAAAUAUUGUUAAUCAAGACAGUAUUAGUAAUAGCAGUGAUAGUGAAACCAUUGUUAAUUCUGAAUGUUUGCAAUUUGAAAUUGAUGAUGGUAUAGAAAAUAGUGAUCAAACAACUGUUGCACAAUCAAUAUCUGUGAUAACGGUUCAGACCUGCGACACAGUCGACAGCGAUUGUUCAGAGGCGUAUUUAACACCUAACGAACUCAACGAUACUCCAAAAAAAAUGUUAGAGAAAAUAAAUUUGAAGUCUUCUGAUCUUACUAGUAAUGUUAAUGAUGAAGUUAUGUCUCAAUUAAAUCCGUCCUUAGAAACUAACAAUGAAGUGAAAAUUCCGUCCAUACAUGCGUCAGAAACAAUCAUAGAAUUAAAAACAAAUGUUGAUUAUAUUGAUAAAGUAGAAACAAAUAUUAAUAAUGAACUUAAUGAGUCUACUGCUAAAAUAGAAGAAAAUAUUAAUUUAAUAGAAGAAAAUGAUAAAGUAAAUGAAAUUACUGAUAAAAUAAAGGAACAUAUUGAUGUAGCAGUAGAAAAUGUUGAGAAUAAAGAAAACAAUAAAUUGAUUGAAAACUCUAAUGAGAUUGAAGUUGAGUAUAAAAAAGAUUUAAAUAUUGUUCUUCAGCCUCAUAAGGAGCAUAAUAAAGAUAUUAAAGAAGGAAAAGCGAUUAAAUCUGUUGCAUCAACUGAUAGUGUUACAGAUAGUAAUAUAGAAACCAAGAGCUCAGAAACAUCAGUGAAUAGUGUCGAAGAAAAAAAUAAUGAGAAGACUGAUAAAAAACCAAUUCCUUCCAAUGCAGAAACGAGACCUAUGUUCAAUCCUGGCCCAUCAAGACCGCCCUUUAGAAUACCUGAAUUCAAAUGGUCUUACAUUCAUCAACGUUUACUAUCAGAUGUCCUCUAUUCACUUGAAUCAAACAUUCAAGUUUGGAGAGGGCAUUCGACAAAAUCAGUUUUGGAUUUUGUUAAUGGAUCUGAAAAUGCAAUAUUUGUGGUUAAUACUGUACAUUUAAUAUCACAAUUAUCAGAUAACUUAAUUAUAGCUUGCGGUGGACUAUUACCAUUACUUGCAUCUGCUACAUCGCCUAAUAGCGAAUUAGAUAUUAUGGAACCUACUCAAGGUAUGACUGUUGAAGUUGCAGCAUCUCUACUUCAACGAUUAGUCAAUAUGGCUGAUGUGUUAGUGUUUGCUAGUUCACUGAACUUUUCUGAGUUAGAAACAGAAAAGAAUAUGUCUAGUGGUGGAAUACUACGACAAUGCUUACGAUUAGUUUGCACAAAUGCUGUGCGUAAUUGCUUAGAAUGUAAAGAACGCAGUCGUCUGUUGGUGUUACCAUCACAACCAAAUAAUCCAAAACAGUUACAUUUACAAUCACUUAUUCGUGCUGGUCAAUCAUCACCUAAGAGUUUAAUUGAUGGCUCUACAAAUCCAAUACGUGAUCCAGAAAAACUAUUACAAGAAAUGGAUAUCAAUCGUUUACGUGCAGUUAUUUAUAGAGAUGUGGAGGAAACCAAACAAGCACAAUUUCUAUCAUUGGCUAUUGUUUAUUUUGUAUCUGUGCUAAUGGUAUCCAAAUAUAGAGACAUACUAGAACCACCAACAACAUCAUUACAAAUACAUGGAAAUACUACUGCAAAUAAUAACCAAGCACGAUCGGAGAGUCCCCCAAAUUGUCAUGGUACAAGACCGUUGUUUCCUCAAUGGUCCCAUCAUGUCUAUCCCCAAUUCCUACCUCCAUCUCAUUCGAUAGAUCCACAAAUGCCCCGUAACUUCGGCCACCGCAACAUUAUGUCACAUUACGCUGCGCCCUCGUUAGGACAACAAGACGAGGAAGACUAUAACACCAUGAUGACAUCAAUGGAAAAUUUAAACCACACUUCACAAGUGACAAGUACCCCAUGCAACAAGAGUAUAUGUUCUGAAGAAUUAGCAUCCACUAGUUCAGCAGCAUGUAGUGAUGUUGAAAGUAAUGAUACUGACGUUAAAGCAAGUACUAUAACUUCUACACAUAAUGAUGAAGCUUGGACUGAUGUAAAUCUCAAUGACGACUCACAAUCCAAUAAUGAGGAAGAUGGGAGAAUCCAUAGAGAUGUACGUGGAGACAAACCACUUAGUGAAAUAUCUGUAGUUAACGUCCCAGCUUCGAUUACACAAAAUGUGAACAUGCAAAAUCCUGGACAUAGUAUUGAAGAUUGUGGUUUGAAAAAUGUUAAUUUACCACAUCAGACGCACAUACCUAAUAGAGAGGCGUCUCUGACGCAUAAGUUGGAAGCAGCACUGGGUUCCGUGUGUCCACUUUUACGUGAAAUAAUGGUUGACUUUGCUCCUUUUUUAUCAAAGACCCUAGUGGGUUCUCAUGGUCAAGAGUUACUAAUGGAAGGCAAAGGAUUGACAACAUUUAAAAACAGUCAGUCAGUAGUUGAACUGGUGAUGUUGUUGUGUUCUCAAGAAUGGCAAAAUUCAUUGCAAAAGCACGCUGGUCUUGCUUUUAUUGAACUUAUCAAUGAAGGACGAUUGUUGUCGCACGCCAUGAAAGAUCAUAUCGUUCGCGUGGCCAACGAAGCUGAAUUCAUAUUGAACAGGAUGCGUGCUGAUGACGUAUUGAAACACGCCGAUUUCGAAGCUCAAUGUGCACAGACAACGCUGGAACGCCGUGAAGAAGAGAAAAUGUGCGAUCAUUUGAUAACGGCUGCUAGACGACGUGACAGCGUAGUGGCCAGUCGUAUUUUGGACAAAAUCUGUAAUAUACUGUCGAACAAACAUGGAGCUUGGGGUUAUCUUCACGAGAACAUUCCUAUAAGAAUGUCUCAGUUUUGGAAGUUGGACGUUUGGGAAGACGACGCAAGGCGUCGUAAAAGGUUUGUGCCUAACCCGCGAGGAACGACCCACCCGGAAGCCACAUUAAAAGCUGCAUUGGAACACGGUGCACCGCAAGACGCUAUUUUACAGGCGAGAGAAGAAGUUUUCCACGCUCAGCUUGUGGCCAUGAGCACACAAAGCGGUCCGGGUAGUCAGUCUUCAGAUCUACUCGAUGAUUCGGAAUUGAUGACUGAUGACAGAGAGCUGGACGCCGACCUCGUUGGUCCGGUAAAUAUUAGCACAAAAGCGUCUUUGAUAUCCGCUGGAGUUGUUGCACCUGGUAUAGUAUCUAUAACGUCUGCAGAGUUGUACUUUGAAGUCGACGAAGAUGAUCCAGAAUUCAAAAAACUAGAUCCAGAGGUUUUGAAAUACUGCGACCAUCUGCACGGGAAAUGGUAUUUUUCGGAGAUCAGAGCAAUAUUCUCGCGUCGGUACUUGCUGCAGAAUAUUGCUAUCGAAAUAUUCAUGGCUAGCCGAACGUCCGUAAUGUUUUCAUUCCCUGACCAGAAUACAGUUAAAAGAGUCAUAAAAGCCUUGCCAAGAGUUGGAGUUGGUAUCAAGUACGGUUUACCACAAACAAGACGCGCGUCCAUGAUGUCUCCCAGACAGUUGAUGCGGAACUCGAACAUGACGCAAAAAUGGCAGCGCCGUGAGAUAUCCAAUUUUGAGUACCUCAUGUUCCUCAACACCAUAGCCGGACGAACUUACAACGAUUUAAAUCAAUACCCUGUUUUCCCGUGGGUUCUUACCAAUUAUGAAUCAAACGAAAUGGACCUCGGCCUUCCGUCCAACUACCGAGAUUUAUCAAAACCAAUUGGCGCGUUGAAUCCUAGUCGUAAAGCCUACUUCGAAGAACGGUACGGCUCUUGGGAAAACGAUAGCAUUCCGCCUUUCCAUUACGGUACCCAUUAUUCUACAGCGGCUUUCGUUCUAAAUUGGCUCAUUCGAAUCGAACCGUUCACCACGAUGUUUUUGGCUUUGCAAGGUGGCAAAUUCGAUCAUCCAAACCGAUUGUUUUCUUCUAUUGCGCUCUCUUGGAAGAAUUGCCAACGAGACACUUCUGACGUUAAGGAACUAAUACCCGAACUGUUCUUCUUACCCGAAAUGUUGUCCAACGAUAACGAGUACAAAUUGGGACAUCAGGAAGACGGCACUUGCGUGGACAACGUCGAGCUACCGCCGUGGGCUACUUCGCCAGAAGAGUUCAUCAGGAUCAACAGAAUGGCUUUGGAAUCCGAAUUCGUAUCGUGCCAACUUCAUCAGUGGAUCGACUUGAUAUUCGGAUACAAGCAAAGAGGACCCGAAGCCAUCAGGGCGUCCAACGUGUUCUAUUAUCUGACGUAUGAAGGAAGCGUCGACAUGGACACCAUCACGGAUCCCAUAAUGAGAGAGGCUAUCGAGAAUCAAAUACGUUGUUUCGGGCAGACGCCAUCUCAGCUGUUGAUGGAACCACACUUGCCCCGCAGUUCGGCCAUGCACAUCUCACCAAUGAUGUUCACCAGCAUACCGGACGACGUUUGCAUGACCAUGAAGUUCCCGUCAAACUCACCGAUUUGUCACAUAUCGGCCAACACGUUCCCGCAACUGCCGAUGCCGGCCGUCGUGACCGUCACCACUAACAUGCAGUUCGCGAUAAACCGAUGGAACACAAACUAUUCCGUGACAAUUCAAUCGCCAAGUUAUGCUGAAAGUCCUCAGCAACCGAACGUUAACUUACCUCUUGUUAUGGAUCAAAUUUUGACUCAAUCCAAUAGCAAUGUGAACAUCACAAUGAAACGCCAUCUAGGUGACAACUUUAGUCAGAAAUUAAAAAUCAAAUGGAAUUGUUUUGUGACAACAGUGGACAGCCGUUUCUUGAUUGUUUGCGGUUUUUGGGACAAUAGUUUCAGAGUGUUCUCCACUGAAACUGCAAAAAUUGUUCAAAUCGUUUUUGGCCACUAUGGUGUGGUAACGUGCUUGAGUCGCAGCGAAUGUAACAUCACUUCAGACUGUUAUAUUGCCAGUGGAUCGUCGGAUUGUACUAUAUUAUUGUGGCAUUGGAACGCAAGAAGUCAGACAAUUGUCGGAGAAGGUGAUCACCCUACACCAAGAGCUACGUUAACAGGCCACGAACAACCAGUCACUUCAGUAUCUAUAUCUGCUGAACUUGGAUUAGUCGUAUCCGCAUCCUCGGGUGGUCCAGUUCUUGUACACACUACAUUUGGCGAUCUUCUUAGGUCGCUGGACCCUCCCAAUGGCUUUGAAAAUCCUGAAUGUGCUGUUAUGUCCCGAGAAGGCAUCAUUGUUGUGAAUUAUGAACAUGGCAGCAUCGCAGCAUUUACAAUCAAUGGGAAAAGACUGAGACAUACCAUGCACAACGAUAAUAUUCAAUGCAUGUUGCUAAGCAGAGAUGGUGAAUAUUUAAUGACAGGAGGCGACAAAGGUAUUGUUGAAGUAUGGAGAACAUUUAAUUUAUCACUUCUAUAUGCUUUUCCUGUUUGUGACAGUAGUGUGCGAUCUCUGGGACUUACACACGACCAAAAAUUUUUGUUAGCUGGAUUGUCAACUGGAUCAAUUGUCAUAUUCCACAUUGACUACAAUAGAUGGCACCAUGAGUUUCAACAGCGAUAUUGAUGUAUUCUUCUCGUAUAAUCUAUAUUGUACAGUGUAUGUUAAUUAUAAUUUUAAUUUUUAAGUGUUAUUAAAAGUUUGAGCUCAAUGAAAAUGUAUACCUACUAGUAAGUUUGCAAUAAUUUGAUCACUUGAUAUUAGCAUCUAUGUUUUUAUCUAUCCCAUAUCUUGGGUUAGAAGUGUAAUAAACAUUAUAUCAACAUAUGUGAUCGUUCUGGAUGUUAACAUAAUUUAUUAAUAUUAAUGUUUAUAUUCAAAGGGAUAAAAAAGUGUUACCAAAUAUUUACAACCAUCUUUAUCUGUUCUGUUUUUACAAUCACUCAUGUUGUUAGCAAAUAAUGUAGUAUUUACCCUUUGUUUAGUUUUGUUACAAAUUCACUUGUUUAAAUUAUUGGUUUAGUUGUAAUUGUAUGCUAUCAUGUUUUUCUUAUCAAAGGUACCUUAUACAAAAAAAUCUAAAGAGAAUUUUUAAAGAUCCAAUUCAAACUACUAUUGUGUUUAAUAAAACACUUAUAAUUGAUAGAAUAAUGAAGUGCUUAUUUAU
Sipha flava (yellow sugarcane aphid) is the source of this 10018-nucleotide messenger RNA. RefSeq names its product neurobeachin (gene rg). The record is from RefSeq and is a predicted model, not a curated record. Gene Ontology annotation, cellular component: membrane; cytosol. The transcript is spliced from 54 exons. The coding region runs from base 1 to 9477 and encodes 3158 amino acids. Gene Ontology annotation, biological process: intracellular protein localization. Gene Ontology annotation, molecular function: protein kinase binding. Lineage: Eukaryota; Metazoa; Arthropoda; Insecta; Hemiptera; Aphididae.